Messenger RNA from Microthlaspi erraticum, 1725 nucleotides. The record is from the annotation of a GenBank genome assembly. NCBI's taxonomy places the organism in Eukaryota, Viridiplantae, Streptophyta, Magnoliopsida, Brassicales, Brassicaceae.
AUGGCUCCGAUGACGAACUGGUUAACGUUUUCUCUGUCACCAAUGGAGAUGUUGAGGUCAUCUGAUCAGUCUCAGUUCGUGUCCUAUGACGCUUCUUCCGCCGCCUCCUCCUCUCCUUAUCUCCUCGAUAAUUUCUAUGGUUGGUCGAAUCAAAAACCUCAGGAGCUUUUCAAAGAAGAAGCUCAGAUAGCAGCUUCAAUGGCGGAUUCAACGAUCCUAACAACAUUCGUCGAUCCACAGACUCAUUCCCAGAAUCACAUCCCUAAGCUCGAAGAUUUUCUCGGCGACUCUUCUUCAAUCGUCCGUUACUCCGCCGAUAACAGCCAAACCGACACACAAGACUCUUCCCUCACUCAAAUCUACGAUCCACGUCACCACCAGAACCAGAACCAAAACCAAAACCACCACCAAACCGGGUUUUACUCCGAUCACCACGAUUUCAAAACCAUGGCCGGUUUUCAAACCGCUUUCUCUACCAACUCCGGUUCGGAAGUCGACGACUCAGCCUCCAUCGGACGGAAUCAUCUAGCCGGAGAGUAUUUGGGACACGUGGUCGAAUCUUCUGGCCCGGAGCUAGGAUUUCACGGCGGGUGCAACACCGGAGGAGCUUUAUCGCUUGGGGUUAACACUAAUCACCGGAGCAAUGAUAACAAUCAAAUCACUGAUCACCAGUACCGAGGUGAGAGAGUCAAUAACAACGAGAAGACGACGGAUUCUGAGAAGGAGAAGCCAGUUGUGGCGGUGGAAGCAUCGGAGAGUACUAAGAAGAUCGCUGAUACGUUUGGGCAAAGGACUUCGAUUUACAGAGGAGUUACUCGACAUAGAUGGACGGGAAGAUAUGAAGCUCAUCUAUGGGAUAAUAGCUGUAGGAGAGAAGGUCAGGCCAGGAAAGGACGUCAAGGUGGAUAUGACAAAGAAGAUAAGGCAGCUAGAGCUUACGAUUUGGCAGCUCUCAAAUACUGGAAUGCUACCGCUACCACCAAUUUCCCUAUUACGAAUUACUCGAAAGAAUUGGAGGAAAUGAAGCACAUGACCAAACAAGAGUUCAUUGCUUCCCUCAGGAGGAAGAGUAGCGGAUUCUCUAGAGGAGCUUCGAUAUACAGAGGUGUAACAAGGCACCAUCAACAAGGACGUUGGCAAGCAAGGAUUGGCCGCGUCGCAGGCAACAAAGAUCUUUACCUCGGAACCUUUGCAACGGAAGAGGAAGCGGCAGAGGCAUACGACAUAGCAGCGAUCAAAUUCAGAGGGAUCAACGCCGUAACAAACUUUGAGAUGAACCGUUACGACGUCGAAGCCAUCAUGAAGAGUGCACUCCCAAUCGGCGGUGCAGCGAAACGUCUUAAGCUCUCCUUAGAAGCCGCUUCAUCAGAGCAGAAACAAGCCCUCGGUCAUCAACAACAGCUUCACCAUUUCCAGCAGCAACAGCUUCAGCUUCAGUCAUCUCCUAAUCACAGCAGCAUUAACUUCGCUCUCUGUCCUAACUCCGCUGCUCAGUCUCAGAUGAUUCCUUGUGGAAUCCCUUUCGAAGCAGCUGCUCUUUACCAUCACCAACAACAGCAACAACAGCAGCAGCAGCAGCAACAGAACUUUUUCCAGCAUUUUCCGGUGAAUGCAGCAUCUGACUCGACCGGGUCUAAUAAUAACUCCAACGUUCAAGGAUCAAUGGGUGGACUUAUGGCGCCAAACCCGGCUGAGUUCUUCCUCUGGCCUAAUCAGUCUUACUGA